Molecule: messenger RNA, 3269 nt
Organism: Orcinus orca (killer whale)
Lineage: Eukaryota; Metazoa; Chordata; Mammalia; Artiodactyla; Delphinidae
Gene: MYL7
Product: myosin light chain 7
Exons: 5
Coding region: 2270-2719 (149 amino acids)
Biological process (GO): cardiac muscle tissue development; heart contraction
Cellular component (GO): myofibril; cytoplasm
Molecular function (GO): calcium ion binding
Source: RefSeq, a predicted model, not a curated record
GUGACAGACCGGGCCUUAGGAACAGGAAUGGGGUGGUGUGGCGGGGUGUGGUCAGAGGUCCUGGACUUGCCCAGGCCUCUGCCCACCAGCCUGUGGGAUGCGGGGUGUGGUUCUGAAGUCUCCGAGAGCUCCAAGGGAGUGUCAGGGAAGGAGUGGGGCUGCUCUGGGAAGGGGCACGGCUGGUUCUUGGGACUGGUCCUGCUGCAGGUUGGUCUCAACAGGGGAUUCCUUGGAGCCACUUGGGUUGUGACAGUGACUGCAGUGGGAGGCCAGGAUUACAAGAAGUCACAUGAUUUCUGCGGUCCUUCCAAUUUGGUCCUGAAUGAAAUGCCUACUUCAAGUUAGCCAAGCCUAGGGCCUAAGACCAGUUACUUAUGAACACGUAUUCGUAAGAUUUUAACAUACACGCACUUUUUUUUCAGGUUUUUGGAUGUUAUCAUCUUUUUUUAAUUUAACUUUUAUUUUAUAUUGGACUAUAGUUGAUUUACAACGUUGUGUUAGUUUCAGGUGUACAGCAAAGUGACUCAGUUAUACAUAUAUCCAUUCUUUUUCAGAUUCUUUUCCCAUAUAGGUUAUUACAGAGUAUUGAGUAGAGUUCCUUGUGCCAUACAGUAGGUCCUUGUUGAUUAUCUAUUUUGUAUAUAGUAGGGUGUAUUCCACUCACUUUUCAAUGAGAGAAACUAUCCAGCAAAUCUGGAAUGACUGUGUUGUUUUAUUCAGAACUUAACCCCAAUUGUGAUUUUGAGUUGUCACAUCCUCCUUGAGAUGCUCUCUCGUUUCCUGGUAUGCCUCAUGUGGAAUUUAGUUCUCUCGAGUCUAAAUUAUGCAUCAGAAGUUUGUGUGAGCAUCUGAUGACUUCAUUAUCAGUAGUAAUGUACUCGUGUUCCACCAUUCAGCUGCAGUAUUUGAUCUCAUUUUACCAUAAAUUAUUUCCUAGCUGUCCUUUAUGUUAUGGUUCAGGGCAUUGUAUUGUUUUUUUAACAAUUCUCCAUGGAGGUAGCUUGUAUAGCCUAUGAAUUUCAUUUCAGGAGAGUAGAGGAGGUGUUAUAAAAUACUUACUUGCUAUACAAAAGGGACAUUGGGGCUGAUGGAUGAGAACCCUGCUCUCCCAGCUGGCCUCCCCGCAUUCCUCACCCCAGUGGGCCGUCUCCUGUACCCGGUUCAGGGAGCAGCCAGCAGCCCACUCCUGCUCUGGGCGGUCCCCAGCCCCCCAGCCCCUGUCUGCCCCGGGCCUGCAAGGAGCCUCGAGGCUGCUGCUCUGGCACAGCGGACGGAGCCUGGGCCCCUCACUCUGCGGUUGAGCCCCCACAAGAAGGGCUCGUGACCCACUUUCAUGGGGAUCCCAGGGGAGGCUUGGGGUCCAGGCAGUGCUCCGUGCUCCAAAAGCAUCACGUGGAGGCUCUGUUUGGGGUCACAGCCAGCUCAGGGCUGGCUUCUGCCCCUUGGUCAGAGGGGCCAGAGGCCAGGGCCAAGCAUCUUCAGCAAAACCUCUGGGAAUCCCCAGGGGUCUCAGGCCAGAGACCAUCCUCAGAACCACCAACUGCCCUCCCAAGCCCAGUGGGGGCCCCGGGCCAGCCCCCGCACCACUGCUGUCCUCUUGGCCUGAGUGGGUUCUGGGCUGGAACUGCAGGAAGGACAGUCAGGUGGGGUUACAGGAGCCCCUCGUUCAGCAUGAGAGUGGUGAGAGUUGCGACUCCGCUCUCAGGAGGCGUUUCACCCGGUGCUGUCAGGGUGGGUAGACACCCGGAUGUCACAGGGCGGGGGGGGCCUGAAGGUCGCCAGGAACGUGGCUGGAAUCUGCUCGGGGGCCCUGUCCUCCCCCAGCCCAGGCAGAGGCUGCCAAGUUUGGGCCUAUCCUCUCCUCCUGUCCUUAUUUGGUGCGCUCCAGGUGAUAAGGCUGAGACAUAAAGGGGGCUGUGGGCCCCUCGCAGCAACCAGGCUGCUGCAGAGAGAGACGAUGGUGAGUGCCAGGUGGGGGGUACUCAAGGCCAGCGGCCCCCCAGGUGCUGUCCUUUGGGCUGGGGGAGCGGAGCCAGUGACUUCUGUGCUUGUAUUGGGCCCGGAGAGACGUUCUCCAGGGACAGGAAGAGGACCCUGACCCGGGCUCUCCCGGGAAUGCUCUGGGGAGGUCCGUGGCAGGGAGUCCUCGGGGAGCUGGGGAGAGGACCCCUCCACUCCCACUGUGUUGCAGGCCAGCAGGAAGGCGGGGACCCGGGGCAAGGCUGCGGCCACCAAGCAGGCCCAGCGAGGCUCUUCCAACGUCUUUUCCAUGUUUGAGCAAGCCCAGAUCCAGGAGUUCAAGGAAGCCUUCAGCUGCAUCGACCAGAAUCGUGACGGCAUCAUCUGCAAGUCGGACCUUCGAGAGACCUACUCGCAGCUAGGGAAGGUGAAUGUCCCAGAAGAGGAGCUGGAUGCCAUGCUGCAAGAAGGGAAGGGGCCCAUCAACUUCACUGUCUUCCUCACACUCUUUGGAGAGAAGCUCAACGGGACAGACCCCGAGGAAGCCAUCCUGAGCGCCUUCCGCCUGUUUGACCCCAGUGGCAAGGGCGUGGUAAACAGGGAUGAGUUCAAGCAGCUUCUCCUGACCCAGGCGGACAAGUUCUCUCUGGCCGAGGUGAAGAUUCCGGCUCCUUCGACACCCCUCCAGGCCCCUUCGCAGGGCCCCCAGCCCGCAGGGCCCUGGGGAGGUCUCGGUGACCCACUGCCCUCGUGGCCGUAGCGCCCAGCUUUCCGGGGAGGUGCCACCUCUCUUGGGAUCUGGACGGUGAAGGACAUGGAAUCAGAAAAGGAGGAGGGUGCAGGCUGGGUGAGCUGUGUGUGCAGAGGCCCAGGCGUGAGAGUGCGGUGCACCUCAGGAUCUGGAAGAGGUUUCCUACACUGGGGAGGGGGAGGGGAGGGGAGGGGGCCGGGCCCGUGGCCAGGGUGGGCCCUGAGACCCACGGCACCCUUCGCUCCUGCCCCAGCCUCCGGCUGAAAACGCUUAGGGGCAGCAUACAGCCCCAGGGGCGGGGCGAAGGGUCUCAGGCCUCCCUCGGGUCACAGGCACCGGCCCCCAGGACGCCCUGGCUGGGCGGCGUCUCACCAGUGCCUCCCCAGGUGGAGCAGAUGUUCGCCCUGACGCCUAUGGACCUGGCCGGGAACAUCGACUACAAGUCCCUGUGCUACAUCAUCACCCAUGGGGACGAGAAGGAAGAGUGAGCCCGAGGCGCUAGCGGCUGGGACUCAGGGCCGGCCUGUGGGGACACCUCAAUAAACGCUGUUUCCGAAUU